This is a messenger RNA of Lethenteron reissneri (Far Eastern brook lamprey), 1820 nucleotides long. RefSeq names its product coiled-coil domain containing 97 (gene CCDC97). The record is from RefSeq and is a predicted model, not a curated record. NCBI's taxonomy places the organism in Eukaryota, Metazoa, Chordata, Hyperoartia, Petromyzontiformes, Petromyzontidae.
CGUGCCGGAGCUCAGUCCCGGCCAGAUCUCCUAUUUUGACGAUCAUUUAGAAGGGAAAAAUACUGUAACGACGGCCGCGUUACGACUGUGUAACGAUCUGUUAAUGUUCGACGUUUCAACCGCGAAUGGUGACACCACUAAGAGAAGCAAAACAUAGACAACACGCCGUUGUAAAUCGUAGUCUGGAUAAGCGGCUCGUCGACAGUGCGGCACCCCGAUUGGCCCAGACGCCCACGUGAUGACCGCGGCUCGCGUUUCGAUUGGCCAGAGAUCCACGUUCGACGAAUCGUGAGGCGGUAAACGAGCGCGCUCGCCUAUCCGUUGUGCGGAAUGUAACGGCGCGUGGACGCGAGUUUUUAUCGGCCUUUAGUGAAUGAAGAUUGGUUGAUCCACUGCUGGAUGAAGGCUUUCCCCCUAACCUACGCGGACCGUGUAGGAUACGUGACCAUACUUCACCACGCUGCACAAUGUUGGAGGAAGACAAGCCCCCAGACCAACAGGACCCUCACAGAAGCAUGGAUAACCUGACCUCCCAUCAUAUGCAGCAAUCUGAAGACACACAGAGCAGCAGCAGCAGCAGAGACACCCCUCUGAGCCCCCAUCAGCAUUUAUCAGAGACGUCCUCUGACACACAACCUCAGGACCAGUCAGAAGCCUCCCCAGACCACACAAGCGCACGGUUAGAUACCCCGCUCACAGACGCCAAGGACGAUGGUCCCUCGGUCUCUGACUCCGCUGGCCAGCCCGUAUCCAAAAGCGAUCCACCGCCGCUCAUUGUCGGUGUACCACGCGACUCUCUGGAGGCCCUAGACAUUCUGGGCGUGGACGUGACACGCAUGCUGCAGCGGGUGGCGGCGAGCGGAGCACCGGUCAAGAGCCAGCAGCGCGGGGAUCCGGACCUCUCGGCAGAGGACAAGGUGACGCUCCUGCGCGAGCUGUGGGCCGAUCAGCCCGCGCGCUUCCUUGAGCGCUACCACGAGGCGCUGAGCGUGCGCGACCUCAGCUGCUUCGAGCAUGUGACGGAGGAAGAUGCCUACCUGGUGAACUUCUACCUGGAGGCCGUUCGCAAGAGGACUGAGCAGAGGGCCGGCACUGCUAUUAGGAAUAAGCGGUUCGCGGCACUGCGCGAGCUCGUGAACGCGGGUGAGUACUUCAGCGAGGAGUGCAUGCGCGCGCGCGACCCCCUGCUCUACGAGCAGUGCAUUGGCCGCUUCCUGUCUGAGGAGGAAGUGCUGGCACGCCGCAGCAUCGCGACCGGCACCCCGGAGUCUCUUGCCGACGUCCUCAUCGACGUCCACCAGGAAGUGGAGCUCCGGCGCAGACUUCAGCAGCAGCAGGAUGCGGAGGAUGACAUGGAGGAGGAGGAAGAGGAUAGUGACGAUGAAAACGACAUGGACCAGAGAGAAGCCAGGCCGAAUCAAGGGUUGCCGCACUGGGGCUCGUGUGGACGGUCCCCCACUAGGGAGGAGGGCGCCGUGUCGUUGGAGGAGCGAGCCCUGCUCAAGGAGGAGUUUGUGAGCCGCAUGUACCGCCGCUUCCUAGACGGGCAUGACCAAGACUUUGAUUACAGCUCUGUGGAUGACAAUGCAGACUACGACAACUUGGAUAUUGUGGAGCAGGACGAGGAGGACCGCUACUUUGACGAAGACUGACAAGGCGCAGAGGACCGCCUGGCUCGAAGACCGCGUGACGUGCACACACGGUGCUGCAUGAGCUCGGGGUGGCGGCUCCGAUCCACGCACGCAGAGUUCCUGUGACGCCUCCAGCAGGCGAGGGCGCCCUGCGUCCUCACGGCACGGGGAAGUUCCGCCACCGUCGCC